CGGCGGGUCCUCCUGGUGGCGACGGUGCGGCGGCGGCCGACGACGACGCCUCCAUGGAGGACGACUCCUGGGCGGAUGGGGGGCGCCCAGCAGCGGCAGGCCUUGCGGCGGCCGCGGCGGGCGUGCCGCCCAUUCGCGAGGCGGUGGCGGCCGUGGACGGCGGCGACGGCGCUGGUGGGCAGCGCACGGGCCUCGCGCUCGUGCAGGUGCCCGUCGAAGUCGGCGACGCCCGCGAUGACGAAAGCGUGGGCGCGAUGCACGUCGGCGUGCAGAGCGCCAGGCCGUCCCCGCCUGCGCUGGGGCCAGGCGCACGUGCCGCCCUGCCCGCAGGCCUGCGGGUGCGGGUCCGCGGCAUGGGCACGGCUCUGGACGGAGCAGCGGCGGAGGUGAUCUGGGACGCCACGGACCAGGGCAUGGACGUCGCGAUCGACCCUGACGGCACGGGCGCGGUCUUCAGGGUUCCUCGCUCCCUCCUGGAGCCCCUGGGCCCCAGCGCUGGUGCAGGCUGCAGCGGCGGCGAUGGCUGAGCCUGGCCAUUGCAAGGCAGACGCGAUGGUGCUCCUCCUCGAGUCGAGCUCUGGGCGUUUUUCCUUGUACAAUUUUGUUUCCCGCCAGUUAUCCGUGCGAUGCUGAGCGGAUGCCCCUUCGUGCCAGGACGCCGUCCCUGGUAGACGUUGGGAUGCUUGUCGUGCUGGGACGCGGUCCCCAGUAGACGGCAGUAGGGCUUCGCUUGGCCGUACAAGCACGUGCACACUAUGCAUUAUUUGAUGCCUUGUAUAUCGAUUCGCUUCGCGAUUUGAUUAUAAGAGUGUGCCUGGCCUCAGUGGCCUCCCGUUGGUACAGGCCACGGUCAGUUGCUCAGAUGCUGCUGGACGUGCGCUCUUGAUGGCCCGACACACACACAAACACACUUAAUCGUCGAAUCCGAU
Molecule: messenger RNA, 929 nt
Organism: Prorocentrum cordatum
Lineage: Eukaryota; Dinophyceae; Prorocentrales; Prorocentraceae
Source: the annotation of a GenBank genome assembly